Molecule: messenger RNA, 3914 nt
Organism: Lotus japonicus
Lineage: Eukaryota; Viridiplantae; Streptophyta; Magnoliopsida; Fabales; Fabaceae
Product: vacuolar protein sorting-associated protein 54, chloroplastic
Exons: 19
Coding region: 241-3216 (991 amino acids)
Biological process (GO): retrograde transport, endosome to Golgi; Golgi to vacuole transport
Cellular component (GO): GARP complex
Molecular function (GO): syntaxin binding
Source: RefSeq, a predicted model, not a curated record
CCCCCACCCACUCCACUGUUUUCUCCCUUGAUCGCCUUUCCAUUUCAUUUCCUCUCCAAAUCAACCAACCCAGUUCUUCUCCCCUCAGAUCCCAACCCAACCCACUCCAAUUCAAACUAAAAUCCACUUGUCAAUCAUCAAACCAAUCACAUUCUACAUCACUAGCUACCACCAUUCAUUCAUUCAUUCACAUUCUCAAAUCUCAUUCACUAUAACUGAAUGCACCGCCAUUAACCCUCCAUGGAUUCCCCACCUUCCCAACAACCGUGGGGAAGGUCACCCACCUCCCCCUCCUUCUCCUUCUCCUCCAAUUCAAUCCAAUCCCUCUCCUCCAUCCUCAACAACCCUCUCUCCUCCACCACCAUCUCCCCUCCCGAAUUCGCCCUCAUCUCCACCACCAAAUCCACCUCCGACAUCUCCCGAUCCGACUUCCUCCCUUACCUCUCCGCCGUCGCCGAUCCCCUCCACCGCUUCCACCACAUCCGCAACCACGCCACCAACGAGAUCAUCGCCGAUCUCCAACCCGCCGCCGGUGAGGCUCUCGUCGCCUGUCUCCGCGAGGUCCCCUCGCUCUACUUCAAGGAAGACUUCCGCCUCGAGGAUGGCUCCACGUUCCGCGCCGCGUGCCCGUUCUCCGCCAUCUCCGAGAACGCCGCGCUUCAGGAGAAGCUAUCGCAGUAUCUUGAUGUGGUCGAGCUGCACCUUGUUAAGGAGAUCUCGUUGCGGUCUUCGUCGUUCUUUGAGGCUCAAGGGCAGUUGCAGGACCUUAAUGCGAAGAUCGUUGAAGGGUGUGCGCGGAUUCGGGAGCUGAAGGAUACGGUUCGGCUUAUCGAUUCCGAUUUGGUUGAGUCGGCGAGGCAGAUUCAGCAGCUCAAUGCUACCAGGACGAACCUCUUGGCGCUUCUGCAGAAACUCAGGCUCAUUUUGUACGUCAAUCAAGCCCUCUCUGCUCUCAAAUUGCUUGUUGCGUCUGCAGAUUGUGCUGGAGCGCUGGAUGUAACCGAUGAUUUGCAACAGUUGCUGGAUGGAGAUGAGCUCACUGGUCUACACUGCUUUCGUCAUCUUAGAGAUCAUGUAAUAGGCUUUAUAGAAUCCAUAAACAGCAUUCUUUCCGCAGAGUUUAUUCGGGCUUCUUUACAUGAUGCUACAGAAACGGAUGUGAUUAUUUUAUCCAAAGCUAAAGCAAGGGCUUCCCUUCCCAUGAAUGGAAAGGAUGAUGAAGUAAAGUUAGAAGAAGAAGAAACCACUAAUUUCAAAGAUCGUCUUCUUCCUACUGUAAUUGGGUUGCUUAGAACAGCUAAACUCCCCUCUGUUCUGAGGUUCUAUCGAGAUACACUGACUGCUGAUAUGAAGAGUGCUAUUAAGACUGCUGUUGCUGAGUUACUUCCAGUUCUUGCUGCUCGGGGCUCGGAAUCAGAAUUCUUUUCUGGAGACAGAGCUGCAGAUGCAGAUGGUGGAGGUGCAUCACUUGCUAGCAAGUUAAGGAGCCUAUCAUCUGAUUGCUUUGUGCAUCUUCUGAGUGCUAUUUUCAUGAUAGUGCAGGCACAUUUAGUGCGGGCUGCUGAAGUGAAAAAGGCCAUUGAAUGGAUUUUGAGCAACCGUGAUGGUCAUUAUGCUGCUGACUCAGUUGCUGCUGCAAUUGCUCAUGGUGCUGUAGCCGCCGAAAUAUCUCAAGAAAGUGAGAUUCAUGGUACUACUUUGUUGCCAUAUUCACCACAAAGAAGUGUUGCCAAGGGUCCUUUCCAGGGAAAAACAAUUGAUGCAGUGAGCUCCUCAAACAUGUCAAAAAAUUUCAGAGCUGAUGUAUUGCGAGAAAACGCAGAAGCUGUCUUUGCAGCGUGCGAUGCUGCUCAUGGAAGAUGGGCAAAGCUUCUCGGGGUCCGUGCUGUUCUCCAUCCUAGGUUGAAAUUGCAGGAGUUUCUAACUAUAUACAACAUCACCCAGGAGUUCAUUACUGCUACUGAAAAAAUUGGUGGAAGAUUGGGAUACAGCAUUCGUGGGACACUGCAGUCACAGGCCAAGGCUUUUGUUGAUUUUCAGCAUGAAUCUCGGAUGGCGAAAAUUAAGGCAUUGCUUGACCAGGAAACAUGGGUGGAGAUAGAUGUUCCUGAAGAAUUUCAAUCCAUCAUUAAUAUACUUUUUUCAUCUGAUGUAUUGACUUCUGGGAACCUUAAUGGCACUGAGGAAGAUAAUGCACACAGUUACAGUGAUAACAAUGCGGACGCUGUACAUUCAAAUGCUGAACAUCAGGUUGAGCAGACUAAUUCCAUCGAAACAUCCAGGAAAAGUGCAGGAUCGGAUGGAUCCAAACCCCUUGUUGAUUCUGUGGAACCAAAUAGAGGGAAUAAUAGGAUUUCAUCAGCCCAGAACAACAAUGUCGAGAAAGACCAUAAAAAAUCUGUGUCUCAGGCCCUUUUGUACAAAGGUGUUGGUUAUCACAUGGUAAACUGUGGCUUAAUAUUGCUGAAGAUGUUGUCAGAAUACAUCGAUAUGAACAACGUUUUGCCAACACUGUCUUCAGAAGUUGUUCACCGUGUAGCGGAAAUCUUGAAGUUUUUCAACACACGAACAUGUCAACUUGUGCUUGGGGCUGGUGCUAUGCAGGUGUCUGGUUUGAAGUCCAUCACCUCUAAACACCUGGCCUUGGCAAGUCAAGUCAUUAGUUUUAUACAUGCUAUUAUUCCUGAAAUUCGGCAGAUUCUUUUUCUCAAAGUACCGGAGACUAGAAAAUCAUUAUUGCUUUCAGAAAUUGAUCGAGUUGCACAGGAUUAUAAAGUUCACAGAGAUGAAAUACAUUCAAAAUUAGUUCAGAUAAUGCGAGAAAGAUUACUGGUCCAUUUACGUGGGUUGCCUCAAAUUGUUGAAAGUUGGAAUAGACCUGAGGAAGCUGACCCCCAGCCUAGUCAAUUUGCUCGGUCCCUUACAAAGGAAGUUGGAUACCUGCAACGUGUCUUGUCUCGAACUUUGAAUGAUGAAGAUGUUCAUGCAAUUUUCAGGCAAGUGGUCAUUAUAUUUCACUCACAAAUUUCCGAAGCAUUUUCAAGAUUUGAUAUAAGCACUUCCCAAGCACAGAAUAGACUAUCUCGGGACAUCAAACACAUUCUUCAAUGCAUACGGUCAUUGCCAUCGGGUGAUUUAGGUAAAUCUGAUACCCCAAACUGGGGUCAGCUGGAUGAAUUCUUGGUGCAAAGAUUUGGGUCUGAUGCUGUUCAGUAGACUGUAUUAUAAAGUAGCAACUCAUUGCUUAUGUGGGAAGGCUAACGUGCUUUGGAAGAUGUGGGGGUGAUUUAAACCUUCUUCACCCUGCAUUUUCGUGUAACACUAAAUUGAGGCUUUUGGUUGGUCUGUGGUAGAUAUACAAGGUAAUGUAUAAUUUCUGAGCUUUGUGCGGCUGUGAUUGGCCAUUUUACAAAGGUUUUGUAGCAGUCAGUGUUUAUAUUCAUUUCUUGGUUGCUGUCUCCAUAAUUGUGAUGUUAAGCUGAGAAUAGAUAUGAAAUUAGUGAAUGAAUGAUUUUUUUGGGUUACUUAUCCUCCUCCCCAUCACUUCAGCCAUGGCUAUUGAUUGAUCAAUAUAUACAUGAUUCGAGAAAUGUAGUGAUUAGCAAAAUAUAUGUUCUGUUCAAGUAAAUGCUUCGGGUUCUCUGAUGGAAUGCAGCUUUAAUAGAGAGAAAUCUGUUUUUCAUUUUCCCAUUGAGCGACAAAGCCCUUGCAACAGCAUAAUGCUAAGUAUACAUACACUUGAAAUGGUUUAUGGACACAACCCGUGCAAGAACUGAGGAAAGUGUUGAUACGACAUUUGCAAGGUGUGUCGUAAAGGAAUGCCAUUUGGCUUUGGUUUCUUGCCAUUAUUGAUAAUGUUGUACACUCUUAAGAUUCUUCGAAAAUUAGUUGCAUUUUUAAUAGUUUAAAUUUGA